AUGAAAAAGCCUACGCCACUUUUCAGCAUGGACAGCAGCAUCUGGGGCUAUAAGCCACAAACUGCCGAGCACUAUUGCGAGUGGAUAAACCAGCGCGAAUCAACCUUGUUGCGCGUGCCCGCUGAGAUCCGCAACAUGAUCUUCGACCUAGCUUGUCAAGAUACCGUCAUCACCGUCCCGUACAUCGCUCUUGUUCAGCCGAGGGAACCACAGAAGUGCGCACACCAGGGAUCCUCUGCUCUGCUACACACCAGCCGCCAAGUGCGCCACGAAGCGCAUCCUAUCUUCUACUUCCACGCCGUGUUCAGAUUCGGAGGGAUCGGAACCGCCAAUCUGAACAACAAGCUGGGACAACAUGUGUGCAACCACAUCCGUGCCAUUGAGCUUCCUCAGAGCGUAGCGACUAUAAUGACUCUCUCCGGGACAAAUGUAGAUUUGUGCAAGACAGAGUACGGUGCAGACCUGCCGAGCCUCGACCAUGUGUAUGUGAAAGUGGUUAAAGGGCUGUGGAAUUCUUCUGGUCCCGCAAACAACAUAUACGGCAACAUUGAAGGAGCAGCCUCGGCUGAUCGCUUUGGUCCCGACGGUAUUGUAUACGCCACCAUCCCCUCUGCAGUAGGCAGGAGGCCCUGGUCAAGCUCCGCCGUCGUGGGCUCUGUAGUCGAGGAAAUACUGAGAGAAAGAGCUGGGACACCCCACAUCGAGGCGAACAAAAUGGACAUUCGUGUGCUGCGCCCGUCGGACAUUCCGCAUGUCCAGCUUGCGAACAUUACGAACCUGCCGGAGAAUUACUUUUGCAAGUACUACUUGUACCAUGCUAUGAGUUGGCCGCAGUUGAGCUAUGUUGCUGUUGAUGUCUCCCGCCCGCCCAAAACCCCCUACGACCCGCCCAAAAUCGUCGGCUACGUGCUCGCCAAAAUGGAAGAAGAACCCACCGACGGCAUCCCCCACGGCCACAUCACCUCCCUAUCCGUAAUGCGCACGCACCGCCGUCUCGGGCUCGCAGAAAAACUCAUGCGCCAGUCCCAACGCGCCAUGGCCGAGACUUUUGCCGCGCACUACGUCUCCCUGCACGUGCGCAUGUCCAACACCGCCGCGCUGCAUCUGUACCGCGACACGCUGGGCUUCAGCGUGGACAAGGUCGAGGCCAAGUACUAUGCCGACGGCGAGGAUGCGUAUAGUAUGAAGAUGGAGCUGGACGGGCUCAAGCAGCAGCUAAGGGAGCAGGAGGAGGAGAUUUUCGGCAGCGAGGGGAAAGAUGAGGGCGAGGCGGUUGGGAGCGAGGGCAAGGAGGAGAAGGUCAAGGUGAAGAUUGGGAGGGGCAAGGGGGUCGCGGAUUUGGUGGAGAGGAGUGAGGUUGCGACAUAG
This is a messenger RNA of Parastagonospora nodorum SN15, 1368 nucleotides long. RefSeq lists its product as hypothetical. Gene Ontology annotation, biological process: N-terminal peptidyl-glutamic acid acetylation. Gene Ontology annotation, cellular component: NatA complex. The transcript has 5 exons. The record is from RefSeq and is a predicted model, not a curated record. NCBI's taxonomy places the organism in Eukaryota, Fungi, Ascomycota, Dothideomycetes, Pleosporales, Phaeosphaeriaceae. Bases 1 to 1368 code for a protein of 455 amino acids. Gene Ontology annotation, molecular function: protein N-terminal-serine acetyltransferase activity; protein-N-terminal-glutamate acetyltransferase activity.